CUUAUACAAUAUCUCAAUAUAUAGAUAUAGAUAUAAUUAAUAAUGGCAGGUGGUUAUUCAGUGGAUCCAUUAGUGGUGGGUAGAGUGAUCGGAGAUGUGGUGGAUAUGUUUGUGCCGGCGGUGAGUGUAUCAGUCUACUUUGGGUCAAAACAUGUCACUAAUGGAUGUGAUAUUAAACCCUCCAUUUCCAUUACUCCUCCUAAACUCACCAUUUCUGGUCACUCCCAAGAUCUCUACACUCUGGUAAUGACUGAUCCUGAUGCGCCCAGUCCAAGUGAGCCCACCAUGCGAGAAUGGGUGCACUGGAUUGUUGUGGAUAUUCCAGGAGGGACAAAUCCAAACAAAGGGAAAGAGAUUCUACCUUAUGUGGGCCCACGUCCCCCGGUAGGGAUCCACCGAUACAUUCUAGUUCUGUUUCGACAGAAAGGGCCACUGGGGCUGGUGGACCAGCCCCCGUGUCGUGCCAAUUUCAACACGCGCUUCUUUGCUGCACAUCUCGAUCUCGGUUUGCCAGUGGCGACCGUGUACUUCAACUCCCAGAAGGAGCCGGCCACUAAGCGCCGUUAGGCUAACCGAGCCGAGUUGAGCUGAGCUGAGCUGAAUUGAGCUGAAAUGAGCUUUAUCAUGUGGUUGAAUAAUGUGUACAUGCAUGGCCUAAGAGGGAGAAAAUGAGCAUAUUAUUAUUAUAUAAUAUAAAUAUUAUAUUAUAUAGUUGGAUAUAUGAAUAAUAAUGCAAUAUGUAAUAUAUUGUAAGCUUUUUAUUUUUAUUUUAUUAUGUUUUAUUACAAUGUAGUAAACUGUCAUGUGUUUGUUAAUUAAUAUUUUUCUCUUCUUUUU
Molecule: messenger RNA, 837 nt
Organism: Cannabis sativa
Lineage: Eukaryota; Viridiplantae; Streptophyta; Magnoliopsida; Rosales; Cannabaceae
Product: protein MOTHER of FT and TFL1
Exons: 4
Coding region: 43-567 (174 amino acids)
Biological process (GO): response to abscisic acid; positive regulation of seed germination
Source: RefSeq, a predicted model, not a curated record